Messenger RNA from Cetraspora pellucida, 1643 nucleotides. Lineage: Eukaryota; Fungi; Glomeromycota; Glomeromycetes; Diversisporales; Gigasporaceae. The record is from the annotation of a GenBank genome assembly.
AUGUCUUUUCGAAUUAUCGAAUUAUUUAAUACUGCUGACUAUCUAACCAUUAUAUUCUUAAUACUCAUUACAUACCUUUUUCGUUUUUACUAUAAUUAUCACACCCGUCCAAAUCCACUUCCUGGUCCUCUACCUUUACUAUUUGGACUAGAGAACGUAUUUUUUGAUGGUAACUUCAAAGACCUUGCUGCAGACCUGUAUAAAAAAUAUGGGGAUAUCUGUGAAUUCAGAUUGGGUGGUUCCAGAAGAAUAGUUCUCACUAAAACAGAUUAUUUUGAGAAUUUAUUAUCAAAUUCAAAGAAUUUAGCAUUAUUUACAAAACAUGAUUAUUCACCUGAUAUGAAUUUAUUGAAAAAUUAUGGACGAGGAAUGUUUUUAAAUAAUGAUUACGAUACUUGGAAGGUUAAUAAGUACUUUCUUUUACAAUCAAUUUCAACUCCUGGUUUCAAUAAUGAUUCUAUAAAAUAUAUUAUUGAAUUAUUUGAAGAGUUGGAUGGAUAUUGGAAUUUGCUUAAAAAAUUUAAAUCAUCUAAUGAUGAUAAUAAUGAUGAUAGGCUUGAAAUAGACUUUUUAUCAUGGGCAAAUAGGUUUAUGACUGAUAAUAUUUCAAUUAUAAUAACUGGUGAGCGAGGUUGCUCUAUGGCAUCUUAUUAUAAUACGUUCAACUCCGAUAAAUCUGAUAAAUCCGAACUUGCAAGUUCUUCUUUUGAUGAUUCUAAACCAUAUAAUUCUGAUAAAUUCACUCAAGCGCUUGUAACUUAUAUGAGAGGAGCAGUAAUUUUUCAUGUUGUUCAUCCGUUGUUGAGACGAUACGUGCCAUUUUUUAGGAUAAAAGUAAAUAAAAUUCUAGAAAGUAGAGAUUAUUUAUUAAAUACAAUGGAUGAUAUGAUUGAAAGGAGAAAACUUGAUUUUAAAAAUACUCCUCAGAAAUUAAAGUCAAAGCAUGAUCUGUUAACUAAUCUCAUUACUGCAAAUUAUAAUGCAAAGAGUAAUAUGACAGAGUCUUUAAGUGAUGAAGAUAUUAGAGCACUUAUAUUUGACGUUUUUCUUGCAGGAUCUGAUACAUCUUCAAAUAUGUUAUGUUUUAUGAUUUACUAUAUUUGUCAUAAUACACAUGUAAAACAAAAAUUGUUUGAUGAAAUUGAUUCAGUUUUUCCUAAUAAUUCUGACACAUUAUCAAUAACCUUUGAACAUCUUGAAAAGCUCAAGUAUUGUGAAUCAAUAGUUAAAGAAACUUUUCGUAUGAUGCCAGUGUUACCCGUGUCACAAAGAGUUGCAAGUGCUGAAUGCGAAGUUGCUGGGUACACAUGGCCUGCUAAAACUACAUUUCACUUAAAUUUUGCUAGUAUUCAUAUGAAUGAGAAAUAUUGGGAUAAUCCUACUAUCUUUGAUCCGGACAGGUUUUAUUUAAAAAACGAUUUGAGUGAACUUAAUGAUGAUGAUUUAAACAAUUUUGAUAAUGAAAAUAGAAAGUUUAUUCAGGGAAGAGAUAAAUAUUCAUUAGUUAUGUUUGGUGGUGGCAUAAGAAUUUGUCCUGGAAGAAAAUUAGCAAUGAUUAAUAUAUUAUCUUUUAUGACAUUGAUGUUCAAAAAGUAUGAUGUAGAAUUAAUGAAUAAGGAAGCCCCAUUGAAAACGCAAAACGG